Molecule: messenger RNA, 1719 nt
Organism: Diceros bicornis minor
Lineage: Eukaryota; Metazoa; Chordata; Mammalia; Perissodactyla; Rhinocerotidae
Gene: GPC5
Product: glypican 5
Exons: 8
Coding region: 1-1719 (572 amino acids)
Biological process (GO): positive regulation of canonical Wnt signaling pathway; regulation of protein localization to membrane; cell migration
Cellular component (GO): cell surface; plasma membrane; extracellular region
Source: RefSeq, a predicted model, not a curated record
AUGAUGGACGCACAGACCUGGCGCGUGGGCUGUCGCUGUCUCCUCCUUCUGGCUCUCGUCGGGUCUACCCGAAGCGAGGGCGUGCAGAGCUGCGAAGAAGUUCGGAAACUUUUCCAGUGGCGCCUCGUGGGAGCUGUCAAGGGGCUGCCGGAUUCGCCGCGGGCAGGACCUGAUCUUCAGGUUUGCACAUCCACAAAACCUACAUGUUGCUCCAGGAAGAUGGAGGAGCGAUAUCAGAUGGCAGCUCGCCAAGAUAUGCAGCAGGUGCUUCAAACCUCCAGCUCUACAUUAAAGUUUCUAAUCUCUCAAAAUGCAGCCGCUUUUCAAGAAACCCUUGAAACUCUCAUCAGACAAGCAGAAAAUUACACCAGUACACUUUUUUGCAACACCUACAGGAACAUGGCCUUAGAGGCUGCUGCUUCAGUUCACGAGUUCUUCACUGAUGUAGGGCUCUACUUAUUUGGUGUGGAUGUUAAUCCUGAAGAAUUUGUAAACAGAUUCUUUGACAGUCUUUUCCCUCUAGUCUACAAUCAUCUCAUUAACCCUGAUGUGACUGACAGCAGCCUGGAAUACUCAGAGUGCAUCCGGAUGGCUCGCCGGGAUGUUAGUCCAUUUGGAAAUAUUCCCAAAAGAGUAAUGGGGCAGAUGGGGAGGUCGCUGCUACCCAGCCGCACAUUUCUACAGGCCCUGAAUCUGGGCAUUGAAGUCGUCAAUACCACAGACCAUCUGCACUUCUCCAAAGAGUGCAGCAGAGCCCUUCUGAGGAUGCAGUAUUGCCCUCACUGCCAGGGCCUGACUCUCAGUAAGCCUUGUAUGGGGUACUGCCUCAACGUUGUGAGAGGCUGCUUGGCACACACGGCAGAGCUUAAUCCACACUGGCAUGCAUACAUCCGGUCAUUGGAAGAGCUAUCGGACGCCAUGCAUGGAACAUAUGACAUUGAACACUUGCUCCUGAACUUCCACUUGCUUGUUAAUGAUGCUGUGAUGCAGGCUCACUUCAAUGGACAAAACUUAUCUGAACGGGUAAAUAAGAUUUGUGGCCGUCCAAUCAGAACACCCACACAAAGCCCUCGUUGUUCUUUUGAUCGGAACAAAGAGAAGAAUGGAAUGAAGAUCUCUACAAGAAAUGGUGAAGAGACACUUGCCAACAGAAGAAAAGAAUUUAUCAACAGCCUUCGACUGUACAGGACAUUCUAUGGGGGCCUGGCCGAUCAGCUUUGUGUUAAUGAAUUGGCUGCUGCUGAUGGACUGCCAUGCUGGAAUGGAGAAGAUAUAGUAAAAAGCUAUACUCAGCAUGUGGUUGGAAAUGGGAUCAAAGCCCAGUCUGGAAAUCCUGAAGUCAAAGUCAGAGGAGCUGAUCCUGUGAUAAAUCAGAUUAUUGAUAAACUGAAGCAUGUCAUUCAGUUGUUACAGGGUAGGUCACCCAAACCCGACAAGUGGGAACUUCAGAUGGGCAGUGGUGGUGGCAUGCUGGAACAGGUCAGCGGAGACUGUGAUGAUGAAGAUGGUUGUGGGGGAUCAGGAAGUGGAGAAGUCAAGAGGACGCUAAAAAUCACAGACUGGAUGCCAGAUGAGAUGAACCUCAGUGAUGUAAAGCAAAUCCAUCAAACAGACGGUGGUCGUACUUUAGACACAACUGGAGCAGGAUGUACAGCAGCGACUGAGUCUAUGGCCUUUACUCUGAUGGGUGCGGUGAUGUUACUUCCUGAGCUUUGGUAA